Molecule: messenger RNA, 1434 nt
Organism: Dujonia railenensis
Lineage: Eukaryota; Fungi; Ascomycota; Pichiomycetes; Serinales; Debaryomycetaceae
Source: the annotation of a GenBank genome assembly
AUGGCUGAAGAACACUUGGAUUAUAGUCUAUUUCUGUUGUUGAUCGCUUCAACUCUAAAUACCUCCCUUAAGAAAUUGAAAAUUCAACCAAAUGCCAGUUCUGUUGAGUUAGAUGUAGAUGUUGUCUUAAGCGAUUUGGUUACGCUAACUGAAGAUUAUUUACAGAGCUUUGAAAUAGCGAACUGCCAAAAGACUCUUUUACGUAAGGUGAACUUCAUAAAAAUACUUCAGGAAAGGAAAUUUAAUGAGUUCGUUCUGAUAUCAGGGAAGAACUUGAUAAUAGAUACCACGCAGUAUGACUCUAAGAUGUCGAAACUAGUGUUAGCAGCUACUGCUGAGUAUCUGAAUGUGUUGGUUAAAAAUGUAAAUGAUUUAAGUAAGUUGUGGCAAAAUAGUCAAGUAAUUAGAGAAGAAUUUGAGGCUAGGAAGGCAAGGGCCAAUGCAUUGGAGGAGCAGAUGGUACAGUCUGAUAAUGUAGAUAAAGAUGUGCCUACUAGUGGCGAUGUGGGUAAAGAUACAGGCUCCGAAGCUGUUGUGGCUUCUGGAGAUCACCCAGAAAGUGACCAGGGAAUUCCGGACCCAGAAGCAGCUGUAGAUGUAGAAAAUAACAUAGAAAUUAAAGAUGUUUCUGGAGGUGUUAACAUGGAAGAUGUGGAGCCAGAGGAAGCCGAUCCAGAUGUCAUGGAUCAAGGAAUAGAUACCGAAGCUAAAGCCGAAGAAGACGACGAAGAGGAUGAAGAAAGGGAUCAUGAUACAGUGGUGAAAGAGAUAAACCAAAGCCAAAAAGCUGAAAAAGACGCCGAAGAAGAGGAGGAGGAAGAAGUAGAGGAAAAGAAGGAUGAUGCUGAGUCUAUAUCCAAUGUGAAAGUAGAAAAUGAGGAUGAGUCUGUAGAAGAGGAUGAAGUCAAGGGUGAAGAAGAAAAGGCAAACAAUGACGAAGAUGAGGACGAAGAUGAGGAAGAUGAAGAUGUAGAAGAGCACCAUGAUGAUGAAGGAAAUUCUGGGCCAAUAACUAGAAAACAUUCACUUACCUUAGAUGAACCAAGGACCAGAAAACGAUCAUCUUCUCCUUCGUCAACUAUGCAACAUAAGAGAUUCCAGCAUAUUGCUAUUAACCUCAUUAACUCAAUUCAAGCUCAUAGAUUUUCUUCGCCAUUCCUUCAGCCGGUGAAUGCUAAAGACGCUCCAGAAUAUUCAAAGAUAAUAUAUGAACCAAAGGACUUGAAGAAUAUCUUGAAAAGCAUAAAACUGAAGAGGAACCCACCCGAAUAUCAGCUGAUUGAACAACUUGAAAGGGAUAUUAUGUUGAUGUUUGCGAAUUGCAUCAUGUACAACAAGUCGGAUACAGACCUAGUAGAGCUUACCAAGAGUAUGAAGAAUGACGUCAAUAACAUAUUUAAGUUGUUCAAAGAUGCUGAACUGGACACAAGGUAG